AUGUCUCGACUGGUUCCGUACUUGGUCACACUAGAACCGAAGCGCAUAGCUCGUUUUGUUGGAGGUCUAGCUCCAGAAAUCAAGGCAAGUGUGAAAGCAUCAAGACCUACCACCUUUAGCUCAGUGGUUGAUCUGUCUUUAUCUCUUACUCUUGAUGCGGUUAGGCAGAGAUCGCUUAAGAGUUCCGAUGAAGGAAAAAGGAAACGUGAAGAUGAGAACUCACGCCGUUCUGAUAAGAAACAUAAAGGGAACUCAGAUCAUAAGAAGGGUUCUGGGUUUGAAACGAAAUCUCAGUCGCAGUCGCAGCCUAGGGCUUGUGGAAUCUACGAGUCUAAGGAGCAUAAGACCCUAGAUUGUAAGAAAAUGAAGGACACAACUUGUUACAACUGUAACGAGAAGGGGCAUAUCAAGACUAAUUGCCCCAAAUAUGCAAAGAAACCUGAAGGACGCAAAUUGUAA
Messenger RNA from Helianthus annuus (common sunflower), 459 nucleotides. RefSeq lists its product as uncharacterized. The record is from RefSeq and is a predicted model, not a curated record. The transcript is spliced from 2 exons. Lineage: Eukaryota; Viridiplantae; Streptophyta; Magnoliopsida; Asterales; Asteraceae. Gene Ontology annotation, molecular function: nucleic acid binding; zinc ion binding. The coding region runs from base 1 to 459 and encodes 152 amino acids.